GUCUGGGUACACAUGCUGACAGCAAGAAGACCAGAGCAAUUCCUAUAUGAGCAUAUAUAAUAUCCCACAACAAAUAUCUGGGAUGAAGAGCUCCGCACGUACUCAGAAUGCACAGAACAAACAGGGGAGCCAUGGGACUGAGAGAGCAAAAGCCAUUCCCACCAUUGCCUUUGGGAUGAGGACCUCCAGGUCCACUAAUUCACUUGCUUUUGAGUCUCGGCUAAGCAAGUUAAAAAGAGCAAGCAGUGAUGACAUGCUCACAAAGCCAGGGGGCAGUGCAGCUCUCACCACCUCCAGACUGAAGAAGACCAUUACUACAGGAGCUAUCUCAGAGAUGUCAGAGAGCAAGUUCAGGAGCUGCACAGGAACCCUGGCAACAACAAGACGGACAGGUAUACCGGCUCCCCGAGAUCUGCCUACUCAAAUAGCAAGAGAUAGAAUAGCUUUGCGUGGUCAGACCACUACAACGAAGAAACCUGUUCCGAGCCCUUCGUCGCCCAGCACUUCUACACCUUCUCGGAAUAUCAGGCCACCUUCAAAACCUAAGCAGGAAAAUGACUCAAGCAACAAGUCUUUGUUGGAAUUGCAGGUUAAGGAGCUCUUGGCUGAAGCAAAGACAAAAGAUGUUGAAAUUAGCAAACUCCAGAGUGAGCUUCAGAAAUGUAAAAACCAGGGAUGUUCUAGUCCUGAGAUCCUGAACUUAUUGGACACAUCCAUAGACAUGCAUCUUAUAGAUUGUAAUGACCCAGAGGUAUUAUUAAAGGCUCUGCAGGACAAGAGCAAAGCUUUCCAACAGGAGCUAUUUAUGCUUCGGCAAGAAAACAAACACCUAAAGGAGAAACUGUAUUGCCUAGAGCAGUCACCGCUCUCCGAUACUAUAACUAGCAAUGGUACAGAUAGCAGCCUCAUGUCUCCAUCCAACCGAGGAACAAAUACCGGGAGUAAGUUGAUGAGUCCAUUGGCUGGUGGAUCUGAUAGUUGCCACUUACCAGGAGGUGAAAGUGGUUUCCACAUAUCAGGUUCUUCAAGCAGUGAUGUCACAAAAGCCUCACUUUCCCCGGAUUCAGAUUUUGAGCAUAUAGCUGAUGUCCCUUCUAGAGCAGAAUCAUCUGGAAGCAUUCCAUGCCAAGGUUCAAAAUGUUCAACUAGUGGUAGCUCUCCUAAUAACGUAAGUGACCUUUCCGUAGCCUCAUUGACUGAAAAGAUACAUAAGAUGGAAGAAAACCAGCACAGUACUGCAGAAGAACUUCAGGCGACGCUACAAGAGCUCUCUGAUCAGAACCUCAUGGUGCAGGAACUGACUUUUGAAAGCGAGAAACUUGUUGAAGAGAAAGCUUUUUUGGAAAGUUCCUUACAGCAGCAAAGGCAGAGGGCAGAGCAGCUCAGUCAGGAAAAUGAGAAAUUGAUGGGACUUCUGCAAGAAAAGGCAAAGACGGAGGAAACUCAUCUCCAGAGCAAGUUAGCAGAGGUUGAGAAGAAAUAUGCAGAACUUGUUGAAAAAUCUCAGUUUGAAAGGGAAAAGCUGCUCAAUAUCCAGCAGCAAUUAACAAGCAGCCUGAGAAGCCUUGAGAAAGAACAUCAGGAGGUGCAGGUGAUGACCAAAAGACAAAAAGAGGAAACUACCAAACUGCAAAGUCUCCUAGACGCUGAGAGAAAGGAGAAGAUCCUCAUUGCAAAGACCUUAGAGGACCAAAAAGUCACAAUUGAAGGUUUGAAAAUUGAAAGCAACUGUGUGAAAGCGCAACUGGAUGGUGAGCGGCAGAAAGCAGCUGAAAUUACAGCGGUGGGUAUCAGCCCCGAGAACUGUGAGGUUCAGGAGAUGCUGAAAUCUACUCACAUGGAGAAAGAAAACCUAGAGCUGACGUGUUCAGAACUUCGACAAGAACUCUUGAAGGCCAACAGUGAAGUAAAACAACUACAGUGUCUGCUGGCUAAGGUGGAAACAGAAUGCCAUGACCUGAAAGAGCUGGGAGACCAGAGGGAAGAACAGUUGAAAUCUGCAAACAUGAGGCUUCAGGAGAAGGGCUGUGAGAGGGAGCUGGAGAUCAAGGACAUGAAGGACACCAUCUUUGAGCUGGAAGACCAGGUGGAGCAACAUCGUGCUGUCAAAUUACAUAACAACCAACUCAUCAGUGACCUGGAAAACAAAAUUGACAAACUGGAGGAACAAAAACAAGAUCUGGAAAGACAAAUGAAGCUCCUAACAAAACAGAUGAAGGAGGAUGCUGAGGAGUGGAAGCGCUUCCAGGCAGACCUGCAGACCGCAGUGGUGGUGGCAAAUGACAUCAAGUGUGAAGCCCAGCAGGAGCUGAGGGCUGUGAAACGGAGGUUGCAAGAGGAGGAAGAAAAAAGUACUCGUCUUCAUCGGGAACUGGAAGACAUGCAGGGGGGCAGGGGGAAAAAGAUGCUCACUGUUGGACAUCUCCUUAGAGCUGGCAGAAUAAAUUCCGAUACAAGCAACAUGAAUCAGAGUUAUGCUGCCUGUGCCAGCUAGCAGCUGGAUGAAGCUGACGUGGGCAAUCCAGGAAGCAGCGGACUUUAGUCAGAGCCAAUUCUCAGAGAGCCAUAUUUUCAGAGUUUUAUUCUGUUUUAUUAUGUUUAGGAGGAGAACAAGAAAACAUACACAGCAGAGGUUAGCCUGUGAAAAUACUAUACUGUAUUUAUUUCUCCCAUGAGAUCACAUUGCAUUUCUGGAAGUACAGUACUUCUAUGAUAUUGAUGUAUUCUGUUAACCAAAUAGAUAUUGACAGUUGUGCUUUUAUAUGUAACAUUAUCAUUCUUUUACAAAAAACCUUCUGAACGUUUUACAAAUGGGAUCUAUAUAUACAGUAUACUAGAGUGGUUUUUUUCAUGUCCAUGUAUAAUAGUAUUUAUUGUUAUUAUAAUUUUUAUAUUGGAAAUAUAUGUAUCAUGGCACAUGAAAAGACAUUUAAACACACAGGUUGUAGACAUUCUCAUCUAUCAACUCUGAAUGCUGUACUUUAUGAUUUAGCCACUAGAUGUCAGUGUAUCAUUUUUAAAAGGCCACUGAAUGUUUGCUGUGACUUGUGCACUAAGCAUACUGUAUUUAAGUGUAUUCAUCAUAUUUUGGAAUAUUUAUAUAGUUGCAUUUGAAAAUAAAAAUAGUUUCAUUUACAGCUGUCACUGUUGUAAUGUUUUUGCAUUGCUUUAAUAACUGUUAUGCCUCAAAUUAAUAUUCCUCUGUAAUUAGAAUCUCAUUAAGGGGUGAAAACUUUUUUUUCUUACAGAAUUCACCACAUAUACUGUACACUGUGUACAUCUGAAUGAAUAUAUUACCUUGCUUACUGCAGUAUAGUAUUUAUUUAGUGUAUUUACCCCAUUACAGAUCAGCAUUUUGAGCAAAAUGACUGCGGACCUACUGAGAGGUCAAACUCUGUUCCCAAUCAUGUCAAAUAGGAAAAUUUAUUGUUGACUGUAUUUGUAAGUUUAUUUUCAUAAAUUCCAUGUACACUCCAUUGUAUAUAUUUGGCCAUGUAUAUUACAAUAUUUGGCCUUGUAUAUUACAAUCAGUGUGCUCACACACUACAAACACCCAAAAGCUACAAGUUGAAGGAACAUAAACUAUGGUGUAGUCAAUUGUGGAGUAGCUGUGGUCACCUUGCAUCGGGCGCGGUUGCUCUCUUUGCUCGCCACGGGUUCUAUUCCCACUCAGUUGGUGGCGUGGACUCACCAACCGAGUGGGAAUACAGAGGGUUUGUUGGGAUUCUGGGCGUUGGUUUUUCAGCGGCUGUCGGUAUUCCAACGUCGGUCUUCCAAACGCCGGGAUCCCGACAGCUGAUAUAUUGACUGCUCCCAUUUAAUGUGCUUGCUCAGCUACUGAAGUUAUAGUAAUCAUUUACCAUCUCCUAUGGCAGAAGUAGACAACAUGUGGCACGCCAGCUGAUGUGGAACUAUACAUCCCAGCAUGCACUGUCACAGUUUUAGCAUGCCCUAACAGCAAAACUGUGGCAGUACAUGUUGGGAUGUGUAGUUCCAUAGCAGCUGGAGUGCUACAGGUUGGCUUUCCCUGUCCAGUGGAACACUUUUGAGUUCUUUUUUUUCUAUUAGCCAUAAACAUAUAGUAGAAAACGAAUUAACAUGUGAUUUAUGCAUGCAGCAAACCUCAUGCCCACAGUAUUUUCCAAUAAACAAGAAUAACAGUUUCUCAAUGAGAAUAUAUAUUGCAUAUAGAAUAAGUUUAAGCGCGGAGUCUGAGUAUGGGUUUGAAAAAAAGCCUGUAUACCUGCCACUGGGGGCAGGGGGUCAUGUCACAGGCACCACCAUGAGAAAGGUGGGUGGUAAGAAGGGGAAAAAAGGAUUUUCCACACCUUUUAUUCGGUAGUAGAAUUAAGGAGAGGGAGAAUUUAGCAUACAGGUAUUGUUUAUUGCAGUUUUAUUUUCUAAAUAACAACAAAAAAGCCUUCUACUAAACUCUACAGGCAAUCAGCAUGACUUUUCACUGCAGAUUUAUUUUAGGGAUUGCUACCAAUAUGUAAGAAAGAUAAAAUUAUACACAGGGCGGGGAUGGCAAACCAGUACAAUAUUGUAGGAUUACCAGAGAAUGCAGUGAAUGGGGUACGAGCCUUUUAAAGCUUAGUGGAGUUCACCUGUGACAGAGCUGCAGCUGCUGUCCAUUCAAAACCAGAUCCUUGAAUUUAACUGUGAAUAUAAGCCCCAAGGUAGUCUUACAGUUCUUAUGUGCAUUGCUGGCAGCCAUUCUGCCUAUAAACCAGUCUUGCUACAUUGAGUAAAGUGGGCGGCAGAAUGUAGAUGGGUAGAAGUGUACACUGUCUCCAUAAAUGACCUUAAAACGUCUUCUACCUAUUUCUGAAACUGUGUAUAGUUUACUGUUAAAACAUCAGAUAAUAUGGGAAAUGUGUAUCCUUAGUAAAUCAUCUUAUAUACUGUAGCUAUUAUUUUGGAAAGUGUUGGGGCAUGUACUAGGGAAAAAUAAGGAAAUAUGGUGCAAAGGAAAAAGCCACUGAUCAUUCAUAUGUUGGCUUUCAGUUCUUAAACCCCAUUGGGAAAAGGACAGAAUCUGAUUGGCUUAUAUGGGUGACACCACCUUUUUACUUUACACCAGUUUCAUAUGUGAAUUCUAACUGAAAUUAAUGUAUUUUUAUGAAUUGAUUGGAAAGUUCCAAAACAUGAUUGUACAUUGCUAACAUAAUUGUUUCUUUGUCAGCCAUGGAUAAUUUAUGUUCUGCAAA
Pseudophryne corroboree (corroboree frog) is the source of this 5210-nucleotide messenger RNA. RefSeq names its product sperm antigen with calponin homology and coiled-coil domains 1 (gene SPECC1). Gene Ontology annotation, cellular component: filamentous actin; microtubule organizing center. The transcript has 9 exons. Bases 47 to 2494 code for a protein of 815 amino acids. Gene Ontology annotation, biological process: actin cytoskeleton organization. The record is from RefSeq and is a predicted model, not a curated record. Gene Ontology annotation, molecular function: protein binding. NCBI's taxonomy places the organism in Eukaryota, Metazoa, Chordata, Amphibia, Anura, Myobatrachidae.